Arabidopsis lyrata subsp. lyrata is the source of this 604-nucleotide messenger RNA. RefSeq lists its product as uncharacterized. NCBI's taxonomy places the organism in Eukaryota, Viridiplantae, Streptophyta, Magnoliopsida, Brassicales, Brassicaceae. The record is from RefSeq and is a predicted model, not a curated record. Bases 47 to 349 code for a protein of 100 amino acids. The transcript is spliced from 2 exons.
AUAAAAGAUUCAGCGGUUUAGACAAAGAGAGAAAAAAAAAAAAAAGAUGGCAAAAAAGGGUCCUUCGAGUUUGGGGAUUGUCUUCUUGCUUUUACUAGCUCUCUUGGCCCCUUGGCGCAUAAACUGUGUGUUUUCUUCUCGACAAGAGUUACAUCCAUGGCGUAUCGACGGAGAGAGAAGGAAGCUAAUACCAGUAUCAGCAUCAUGUAGUCUAAGGGCUCUCGGUCGCGGCGGUGGUUGUCGGGAUGGUGGAGGUCCACGUCCUCCGAGAGCAUCAUGUAGUCUAAGGGCUCUCGGUCGCGGCGGUGGUUGUCGGGAUGGUGGAGGUCCACGUCCUCCGAGACGAUAGUUUCCUCGCUCGCUGUGAUUUGGGAUUGUCGUUGGUCUACUGUCUACACUCAGUAUAAAACUGCUUCAGUUCUACCAAUAAGUUGCCUUUCCAAAGAGCUGUUUAAUUAGUAUUGUUUUGGCGAAAAAAAAAAAUAUUUGUUUUUAGUUCAUAAGCAUAUGUAAGAUAAUGUGAUAUUUAGGGGAGACAUUGUUACAAGAACUUAUCGAAUGUUGCGAUCUUCCCUCUCCAAUGCUAGUCCUCGGCGUUCGGUUA